This is a messenger RNA of Nicotiana tabacum (common tobacco), 847 nucleotides long. The record is from RefSeq and is a predicted model, not a curated record. NCBI's taxonomy places the organism in Eukaryota, Viridiplantae, Streptophyta, Magnoliopsida, Solanales, Solanaceae.
AUUUUUUCCUACAACAAGUAUGUACUUGACAUUUUCAGUGUCUACUUUCCCUUUUCCUUUGUCUUUCCAAAUAUAAUAGAAAAGUUCAAAAAAUGAAAAAACUUCCGUGUAGUAGUAGUACUUAUAGCUUAAGCCACCAAUCUUUCGGAUCCUUAACUUUAGCCGACCCCUUUACUCGAGUAAGGAAGAAAGUAGUAGGCCAAAUAAAUCAAAAGCUUUCUGAAAUUGUUAUUCUAUUUGGUAUAAGUAGUUUUGAUGGUCUGUUUUUGCUUUCUGGUUGAUCAGAGGUCAGUAGUAAAGAAGACUAAACCGGUAGCUGGCUCCUGUUCGAGAUGUGGCCGUAGUGCUCAUGUUGCUGAUAUGUGUACUGUUACCAGAUUUUGUUAUGUUCCUUUAUACUGGAAAUCUUGGAAGGCUAUUGUCUGUAGUUUCUGUGGUGCUAUUCUCAAGUCUUAUAGAUAACCAUGUGCCAUUAACUUUGGAGAUCAGUGGGAUGAGCAGUUAUCAUUAGCAGAAUUUGCUUACAACAACAAUUACCAGUCGAGUAUUCAAAUGGUCCUGUAUGAGGCUUUAUAUGAGAGACAAUCCUGUUUUCCAAUUGGAUGUUUUGAACCAGGUGAAAUGAAGCUAUUGGGUCUAGAUUAGUUCAGCAUGGUUCACCUUCUUUAAUUUUUUUCUUAAUGACUUUCUUUAAAUAUGUUAGUCUAUACCAUAUAUGGCCUAUAUUAGAAGUUAGGUUCUUAUUGUGGAUCUUCAGUUUUGUUUGAGCCAGCAUACUAUAUAUAUGUAUAUAUAUGAAGUGAAGUCUGUAUGAGUUCACUCAGGAGUUUGUACGACUUGAACAAAA